UCCUGGUUGUUGUUGUGGUCGACAGCGUGGAUCUCGGAUAUCGCGCCCAGGUCCAAUUCAAUUUUGGAGUAGAAAAUGAAGAAGUGUUCGUGUUGUGCAGGUCGACAGCGUGGAGCACGACUAUGGCGCCCAGGUGGUUGUGGUUCUGGUUGUUGUUGUGGUUGUUGUUGUUGUUGUUGCUGUUGUUGUUGCUGUUGUUGUUGUUGUUGUGCAAGUCGACAGCGUGGAUCAUGGCUAUGGUGCCAAGGUCAGGGACGCAGGUCGACAACGUGGAGCACGGCUAUGGCGCCCAGGUGGUUGUGGUUCUGGUUGUUGUUGUGCUUGUUGCUGUUGUCGUCAUUGUUGUGCAGGUCGACAGUGUGGAUCACGGCUAUGGCCCCCAGGUUGACAGCGUGGAGCACGGCUAUGGCGCCCAGGUGGUUAUGGUUCUGGUUGUCAUUGUUGUCGUUGUUGCUGUUGUUGUUGUUGUGCAGGUCGACAGCAUGGAGCACGGCUAUGGCGCGCAGGUGGUUGUUGUUGUGGUUGUUGCUGUUGUCGUUGUUGUUGUGCAGGUCGACAGCGGGGAUCAUGGCUAUGGCGCCGAGGUCGACAGCGUGGAGCACGGCUAUGGCGCCCACUUGGUUGCGGUUCUGGUUGCGGUUCUGGUUGUGGUUCUGGUUGUGGUUCUGGUAGUGGUUCUGGUAGUGGUUCUGGUUGUUGUUGUGGUUGUUGCUGUUGUUGUCUUUGUUGUGCAGGUCGACAGCGUGGAUCACGGCUAUGGCGCGCAGGUCGACAAUGUGGAGCACAGCUAUGGCGCCCCGGUGGUUGUGGUUGUGGUUCUGGUUGUUGUUGUGGUUGUUGUUGUUGUUGCUGUGGUUCUUGUGCAGGUCGACAGCAUGGAGGACGACUAUGGCGCCCAGGUCGACAGUGUGGAGCACGACUAUGGCGCCCAGGUCGACAGCGUGGAGCACGGCUAUGGCGCCCAGGUUGACAGCGUGGAUCACGGCUAUGGCGCCCAGGUCGACAGCGUGGAGCACGGCUAUGGCGCUGUGGCAUACUGCGUAGCCACACGGGCCCUGCAGGGCCCUGCCACGUCAGCAGUACCACGUCAGACACAGUGCCACGUCAGCAGUGCCACAUCAGCAGUGCCACGUAAGCAGCAGUGCCACGUCAGCAACAUGACGGGCCUGCCAGGCCAACUGGCCAAUGAGACCAUUGUCGCCUACAAGCAGCGUUGCCUAGCUCAGAUAGAGGUUGAGGAACAACGCCUGCUGGCAGUCGAGGCUGCCCGCGUACAGGCCGAAGAGGCAGCAGCAGCAGAGAAGCUGCGGCUACAGGCCGAAGCAGACGCAGAUACCCAGGCUCGCCGAAAGGAAGCCCAGGAUCUGCUGCUGCGGCACGAAGCCAACAGCAUCGACAAACUCAAGUACUGGCAUUCUAAACCAAACGGCGACGAGGCAACACCGGAAGAGAAGCACAAGGAGUUCCUCUCCAAACUCGUGACGCGGUUGUUGUAUGCUUGCAACUACCAAAGCGACCGCGACACUCGUUUGAUGUCGGCGUUUUGGACUGCUCUCAUGCAUCCUCAGUUCGGCACAACAAUGAAACCAAGUUCGGCUCGACAUCCUCAGACAGACGGGCAGACGGAGCGGGCACAUCAAACCGCUCAAAUGAUGCUUCGUACGCUCAUUCGUCCGGACCAGAAAGAUUGGGUUGACUGCCUCCCCGACAUCGAGUUCGCCUACAACACUUCAGUGCACCCGGCGAUUGGCGUGACUCCAUUCGAGUUGCACCACAGUGGACGGAAAGGCCGCAUCUUUGCCGACCCUCUCCUCCCUCGAGCAGCCGACAUUGACGCCGCUUGCUCCCCCGCUUCCGUUCGGAAGUACAGGGACUUGCUGACUCAAGCCCGCGCAAAUAUGCAAAAGGCUCAAGUUCGCAUGCAGCAGCAAGCCAACAGGCGUCGCGUACCAUGUCCCAUCCGCGCCGGUGAUCUGGUUUGGGUCUCUACGGAAGAGUUUGCACUGGAACAGGAUGUUUCACGCAAACUGCUUCCCAAGUGGUUUGGACCUUGGUCUGUGACAGCAGCCGCGGGCGAUGAGCCCGAUGACCCUUCAUUUGUGAUCAACAUUCCAGAGCAUCUGACGGUCCAUCCGGUGUUCCACGCCUCGAAGCUGGCAACAUACACGCCAGCCAAGAGCGACGACUUUCCGGGCCGACGAUCGCAGGACCCUCCUUCUAUAGAUGGCCAUCAGGAAGUUGACCGCGUCAUCACCGAUCGCAAGUACGGCAGCAAGCCGCGGCAGUACAAAGUCACAUUCAAAGCAUGCGAUCGCGACAACACUCGGUGGAUUUCAGGAGCAGAUUUGAAAGCAUCAGCACCGCUGAUCUACACUCACUAUGAACGUCAAAGGUUAGCCAAGGGACCUCCACGACCUGCCCCUCCCACCCGGACUGUCGACAGCGUGGAUCACGGCUAUGGCGCCCAGGUCGACAGCGUGGAGGACGGCUAUGGCGCCCAGGUGGUUGUGGUUCUGGUYGUUGUGGUUCUGGUUGUUGUGGUUCUGGUUGUUGUGGUUCUGGUUGUUGUUGUGGUUGUUGCUGUUGUCGUUGUUGUUGUGCAGGUCGACAGCGUGGAUCAUGGCUAUGGCACCCAGGUCGACAGCAUGGAGCACGGCUAUGGCGCCCACUUGGUUGUGUUUCUGGUUGUGGUUCUGGUUGUUGUUGUGGUUGUUGUUGUGGUUGUUGUUGUGGUUGUUGUUGUUGUUGUUGUUAUUGUGCAGGUCGACAACGUGGAUCACGGCUAUGGCACGCAGGUCGACAGUGUGGCGCACGGCUAUGGCGCCCCGGUGGUUGUGGUUGUGGUUCAAGUUGUUGUUGUGGUUGUUGCUGUUGUUGUUGUUGUUGUUGUUGUUGUUGUUGUUGUUGUUGUGCAGGUCGACAGCAUGGAGCACAGCAAUGGCGCCCAAGUAAGUACCGCUGACGCAGGCGACAGCGUGGAGCAUGGCUAUGGCGCCCAAGUGGUUGUGGUUCUAGUUGCUGUUAGGGUUGUUACUGUUGUUGUUGUUGUUGUGCAGGUCGACAGCGUGGAUCACGGCUAUGGCGCCCAGGUCGACAGCGUGCAGCAUGGCUAUGGCGCCGAGGUGGUUGUAGUUCUGGUUGUUGUUGUGGUUGUUGCUGUUGUCGUUGUUGUUGUGCAGGUCGACAGCGUGGAUCACGGCUAUGGCGCCCAGGUCGACAGCAUGGAGCACGGCUAUGGCGCCCACGUGGUUGUGGUUCUGGUUGUUGUUCUGGUUGUUCCUGUUGUUGUUGUUUUUGUGCAGGUCGACAGCAUGGAUCACGACUGUAGCGCCCAGGUCGAGCGCGUGGAUCACGGCUAUGGCGUUCAAGUAAGUGACGCAGAGAGCGUGGAUCACGGCUAUGGCGCCCAGGUCGACAGCAUGGAGCACGGCUAUGGCGCCCAGGUSGUUGUGGUUCUGGUUGUUGUUCAGGUUGUUCCUGUUGCUGUUGUUUUUGUGCAKGUCGACAGCAUGGAUCACGACUGUAGCGCCCAGGUCGACAGCAUGGAGCACGGCUAUGGCGCCCAGGUGGUUAUGGUUCURUUUGUUGUUGUGUUUGUUGCUGUUGUUAUUGUUGUUGUGCAGGUCGAGCGYGUGGAUCACGGCUAUGGCGCCCAGGUCGACAGCGUGGAUCACGGCUAUGGUGCCCAGGUCGACAGCGUGGAUCAGGGCUAUGGCGCCCAGGUCGACAACGUGGAUCACGGCUAUAGCGCCCAGGUUGACAGCGUGGAGCACGACUAUGGCGCCCAGGUGGUUGUGGUUCUGUUUGUUGUUGUGGUUGUUGCUGUUGUCGUUGUUGUUGUGCAGGUCGACAGCGUGAUCAAGGCUAUGGCGCCCAGGUCGACAGCGUGGAUCAAGGCUAUGGCGCCCUGGUAAGUGACGCAGGUCGAGCGUGUGGAUCACGACUAUGGCGCCCAGGUAA
Chara braunii is the source of this 3960-nucleotide messenger RNA. Lineage: Eukaryota; Viridiplantae; Streptophyta; Charophyceae; Charales; Characeae. The record is from the annotation of a GenBank genome assembly.